This is a messenger RNA of Cladocopium goreaui, 3123 nucleotides long. NCBI's taxonomy places the organism in Eukaryota, Dinophyceae, Suessiales, Symbiodiniaceae. The record is from the annotation of a GenBank genome assembly.
AUGGCGCCAAACUCUUCCAAGCAGAUUCCAGACUUGGAGCCGCGCCCAGGAGCCGGCUCCCAGGAAUUUAUAGCUUUGUGUAUCGCCUCCGGGGUGUGCGGCGCCUUGUUCGCCGCUUUCUCGGAACCCAUUGGGCUGCUGAUCAUCCAGCUGUGGGGUAUUUUCUCAGUGUAUUCCAUGGCUACAGUGGCCUCAGAGCACUUCAAGCCGGUUCCGAGGUCUGUAGAAGAGGCGGUGAUGCAGAUAUUUCGCUUUGAUAGUGGCGUGGAAGCUCUGGUCGGAGAGAGCAACAUCUCAGCCCUGCUAAUUGUGUGUUGUAUCCUGGCCGGCAUGAGCCUGUUGCUCUUCUUGUCGCGACUCUGCUUCCGGCCACCGGGGAAACUCCAGAGUCUGCUGGCCGGCAUCUUCGGCGCGCCGGUCGGGGCGCUGGCCACGGUGCAGGCCAUCUACUUCUAUUGGAACUCCGAUGGUAGCGAGGCCCCACUGGUCUAUGGCAUGGUAGCAGGAAAUAGGGCGCGCUGGUGCUCCGAUGAGUCCUCUUGUAAAAUCUUCUUUUGCACUUUCUGUAUCCUGAUUGUCGUCAGUGUGAUCACACAGCUCUUGAUCUACAGCGGCUUCAAGGAGCUUUGGACUGACAAGAAGUAUGCACCCGUGCCAUUUCGACAUCCCAACGCUUCGAGUAAUGGGAUGACAGACUCAGAGACGGAAGGAGAGAAUUUCGAGGGACCCGAGGGAAGUGAGACCUGGCAGAUGAAUCUCCACACGCCGCGGUCAUGUUGGAUUUUCUUGACAACAGUUGUCACCCUGUCCUGUGUGGCAAGCGUUUGCUUCACUUACUUUGUGAAGUGGGCGAACACGACAGCAACAAACUUCUUGGUUGCUCUCAUUUACAUCCUCACCAAUGCAUUUUGCUUGUGGAGCAUCAUUGAGUUCUUCCUCCUCACACUGUGGUUUCACACUAUUCGCCUGAUUUGUGGCAUGCCACCCUUGCCGAAGCAAAACUUUCGAAACGGCCUGGAACGGCAAGGUCGCACCAUCCUGGCCUAUUGCUUACUGUCGAAGACUCCACAAAGCUCGGAGGAGUGCUUCAACACGGCGAUGGAGGCACAUUUGGCCAACUUGGAUCCCAACAUGCGAAUCACCACCAGCGUGGUUAGCGUCACAGGUGGUAUGGACCUGGUGAAGUUGGAGUUGGACCUGCGCGAUCGCUGCCGCCAGGAGAUCCGGCAACGCCUCACCGCGGAGAUGAAGGCCGCGCUGGACUUGACGCAUCUGGAGCCGGAGCAGCUGCGUUACCACUUGCGACACGCUCUGGCACCCAUCUCUGAGAGCUCCCUGAGUCGUGUGGAUUUUUGGCACGCGCUGAUGGAUCCCAGCCAUGGGUCGCCACAAGACUUGCCGAGGAGACUAAGUGCAAAGAUCACGGAUGCGACAACACACUUUGUGUAUUUGCACCGAACCUGCAAGAUUUUGAAGAAGCCUGGUCAAUACCAGGAUUUAAUGAUCCUCGCAUCUACUGGGAACAACCAGGCGUAUACCUACUUAGACGUCGACUACGGCAAGGAUGGCCGAAAGAGGGGCAGCGAAUGCUUCGGAUUCUCCGGGAAUGUCACUCCGAAUGGGAGCCUGGAGUCCAAUGUGGACAUGGUCAAAGAGUUUGAGCGCAGUGGGAAGCCGGACGUGGAGCUGAUCAGUUCCUACGGCAGCGAUCCAAAAAAUCGCUAUUUCUACACCAUGGUGUUGGACUCUGAUACCAUUUGCCCCGCCGGCAGCAUCAGAACGCUGAUUGAGUCGGCUGAACAUCCAGCCAAUAGGUCCUUUGGCAUCAUCAAUGCCAACCUGGCAGUCGACUACACCGCCACGGAUGCGGAUUGCACUUGGCAUAUGUGGCGCAAUGCCUUGAUGGAGGUGUCAACGGUGAACCUGGUCCGGGGCCAGUUUUGGAUCUUCAACCGCACGGGUUUCUAUGGCAAGGGCCUUAUCCGAAACGAGAUGUACAUCUCCCGGCUGAUCGGAAUGCCUGGUCAGCUGGUUGAAGCGCUGCCUGUGGACAUCUUGAGUCACGAUACCGUGGAGGCAAAACUGCUGCAACCUGCGGUGAAUGUGAACGUGACCCUCUAUGAGGACGUCGCACGCAAUCCCAUCAGCGCUUUAUCGCAGUCGACGCGAUGGAUGUUUGGUGAGGUGAAAAAUGCCUGUUACCAUCCAGAUGGAUCCUAUCGCGGCAUCAUCAAGCUGCUGACCCUUGGCUACAGCUGGCUGGUGGAGUGCCAACCACGAGAAAAGGUUUGGGUUCGCUGGCGGGAAGUGCCUUGCUCCGUAUCUGCUGAGUACCUGUCGCACACGGGUUUCAGACUCUUUCAUGCUGGUCCUGGCAUCCUGCUGGUGAAUAUCGCCACCUCCUUCUUGGCGGAGCAGAAGUUAGGUCUGGAACUGCAGAUUCUGCCGGUGGUGGGCAUGUAUGCAUUUCUCUUCACCAUUCUGGCGCUGUUCAUCAUACCCAAAGGCUUCCUGAUGUUGGACAAACUCCCAUCUCUGAACCUGGGAAAAUACCUUCUUUGCACUGGCAAGUCCUCCAAGAUCGGGGACGGUGAGUUUUCUUCCGAGGAUGAAUAUGAGCACGUGAUGUUGACCCGGCCUCCCACUCGAGUGUUUCCAGAUGGGGAGGAUUCGGAUGACUCCGAGGAUGAAGAUGAUGAAAAACUGGACCGGUGUUCCGUUCUCAUACGACAACUGGCCUUGGCAUUGGUGGAGAUCACCUUGUCCAUCCUACUCUUCAGCCCCGAGCUGAUCAUCGGUGUGGUGCGCUUGGUCCGUGGCGCAUGGGCACAGGUGAAGGGAAAGCCCAACUGGCAGCCACAAGACGCCGUGGAGAAGGAAAUCCAGCAAAACCUCAGCUUUCUGUAUGUUUUCCGGAAGACCUGGCUGGUCUUUGCCUGUGGCGUGGCGUACUUAUUGUACGCCAUCGUUUGCAGCAUGACGGAUGCUGUGGUCUACCUACUCAUCGUCUCGUGGGUGCUCUAUCCAUUCACCACCUAUUGGAUGUGUUUGCCGGUGCCCAAUGCCUGCAAGAACUCCUUCCUUUGGAAAUGGGUCAUGGAUGUAAAGAGGAAUCAGGGCUAG